AUGUGCGUCCAGCAUUUCUCCCGUCUAUCGAAUAGCAACUCCUUUUUCUUACAACAGAAAAGGAGAAAUUUCGUCGCUAUACACAAUUCAGCAAUAAAUAAUUUCCUAAAAAAGUCUUUAAUCUGCAACGUGUGUUUCAAUCAGUACCAUGCGCUUCGGCAGUUCACUCAAUUAAGUAAUUUUUUCAAAUUAAAAAAAAACGUGAAAUAUGUGCACAGCUUCCGCUCCACGGAUAGAAAAAACUCAUUUCUCGCAAAGUAUUUUUUUUACCUGACUCCCAAGUACCACUUACAAACUCAGAUAAGAAGCGCCAUUAAAAAAAAGCAAAACAUUCGUUUAAUUAAGAGGAAGAAAAGGAAGGAACAUCGCAACUAUUUUAAGUAUGGCAUAGCGGACAAUCACAAAAAGGGGAAUUCACAUCCAGUUCUGCAGCUGGGGGAAAUUUCACAACAGAGGAGCUGCAGGGCAGAGGGGAACCAACUGAUUAAUCAAAAUGGAGAGACUCCUCGACACGCCCUUUUUGGAAACAACAUAACCCGGGACAGGCACACCCAAUUGGAAAGGCACACCCAAUGGGAAAGGCGCACCCUAUGGGGAAGGCGCACCCUAUGGGGAAGGCGCACCAACGUUAGCUCCUUUCACACGAAGAUAAUCAAAUAUCGAAGGGGGGCCAACCUGAGGAGUGCCCAUCUGAUGGGUAGAAAAUCCAGAAGGAGUAGACAGGUCGAAACGUCGAACGAGCCGGGGAAAUUCCCCUCCAGUGGGACCCCCCCUCUCUACCUUCAACAGAGGACGAGGGCGCAUGAACGUGGUCAGCCAAACGGAGAAGACACGUACGCGCAGGAAAAAGGAGCAAGUUGCGAAAUUAACCCAAAUGGUGAAAAUCUAAAUGGUGAAAAUCCAAAUGGUGAAAACCCAAAUGGCGCAAGCCCAAAUAAGCAAGUGGGAAACCCACCCUCCUACAGUGCAUACAACAACGCGGGCCACACAAACUCAAGCAAAAAAAACGACAAACUGGUGACCAAAAAGGGAGACUACUACAGCUGCAAAGAUGCUGAAAAGCCGUUUGAAGAAAAAUCCCACGAGAAGGGAGAAAUGAAUAUAAAGAGGCACGACUUAAUCUUAGUAGCACUCUCAGGGUGCAUCCCAUUUAUCUGUUUCGGCUUUGUUGAUAACUCCUUUAUGAUUAUUGCAGGGGACCUAUUUGAUUCUACCUUCUGCGUUUUUCUAGGAUUCAGCACCCUAGCUGCAGCAGGCUUGGGUAAUCUAACGAGCGAUGUUUUGGGUAUCUUCAUUGGAGGGUACAUAGAAAAAAUCAUUGUCUACGUAGGCUUCCCCAGGAUAAACUUAACCAAUAAACAACUCAAAAUGAACAGAACUAGACGCUAUUACUACAUCGGAAUAACAAAUUGGAAGAAAAAAAAAAGAGCAAAAAAAAAAAAAAAAAAUAAUAAAAUUAUCAAUGUGGAUAAGAAUCUCUUCCACUUGGUUUCCAAUCAACUCCCAAACUUUGUAAAUUCAAAUUAUGCUUUUUUAUUUGUUGUUGAUCAAGCCGCUCGUAAUUUUUACUCUCUGGUCAAUACCGAUAUUGUGAGGUUACCCCUUGAUCAGGACAUCAUUGGUCAUGUAUAUAAAAGCGGGAAACUUAUUAACUACGAAAGUGGGAGCCUCAUGAAAAACUUCGCUCAUUCGUAUAAGUCGCAUACGCAGAAGGAGGAAGUUGGGGAAGAUAUGCAUACUAGUGGGGGAGCAGACGGAGGGACAAAACUAUCCGUCACAGGGGAGGCACCCCAAGGAUGUAGGAAUAAUGAAAAUUCUCUGCAUUUUCUCAAAAAUCAGGAUUUCUACAUCAACAGCAAGAGAAUUGAA
This is a messenger RNA of Plasmodium cynomolgi strain B, 1869 nucleotides long. RefSeq lists its product as hypothetical. The transcript is spliced from 2 exons. The record is from RefSeq and is a predicted model, not a curated record. Lineage: Eukaryota; Apicomplexa; Aconoidasida; Haemosporida; Plasmodiidae. The annotation marks the transcript as partial. Gene Ontology annotation, cellular component: mitochondrion.